UGUGCAUCGGUCGUGCCGUUUUUCGUGCAACUCGGUUUUCAAAAACUCGAUAAAGACAUCGUGCUGUUGUAUGGUUUAUAAAUGGAGAAGCGACAGGAUAGUUGAAGUCAAGUUUACGUACCCUAACCUACUUUACAGCAAGCAUCACAUUAAGCUUCAGCAAGCAUGGAGUCCUACAUGGUGAGGCGUUCCUCCAUCUACGUCACGCUGUUUGUUGGCUAUUUCCUCUACUACCUGAAUCGCAAAUCCUUCUCCUUCCUAAUGCCGUAUGUCAUUGAAGAAGAAGGAAUGCACAGGAGUGAGUUAGGUGCUAUCACCAGCAGUGUUUCCCUGGCCUACACCAUCAGCAAGUUCAUCAGCGGCAUCUUGUCAGACAAGAUCAGCGCCCGGGUCAUGUUCAGCAGCGGACUGUUCCUGACCAGCGUGCUGGUACUCCAGUUCACUGGUUUCCGGUCCCUGCAGAUGUUUAUGGUGCUGUGGUUCCUGAACGGCAUGGCCCAGGGCGGCGGCUGGCCAUCAUGCUCAAAAGUCCUAAAGCAGUGGUUUCUACCAUCAGAGCUGGGUCUGUGGUGGAGCGUUCUCUCCACCAGUGCCAAUCUCGCUGGGGUUGUCGGGCCCAUUUGUCUGUCUUUCAUUGCAAGGGAUUAUGGGUGGAGGACGGCAAUGUACAUAGGAGGUGUGUUAGGCAUCGGCAUGUCAUGUGUGUCAUUCCUCAUGAUCAAGAACUCUCCUGCUGAGGCUGGCCUGGAACCGUUAGCUUCCUCAGAGCCCACCAAAGCCACCUCAAGUAAUAAAGACGCCUCAUCAGAUGCGAGUCCAUCUGGAGAUUCGGCAACUACCCGUGACGUGAUCAGCAGUCCCUUUCUGUGGGUCAUCUCAGUCUUAUUCUUCCUGACAGCCCUGAUUGCCUAUGGUAUCAUGGAUUGGGGCCAGCUGUAUCUCAUACAGGAGAUUGGCUUUGAGAAUGCUGUAGGAAGUGCAUUCACUAGUUCUUAUUCCAUCGGAGCCAUCGUUGGCAGCAUUGUUGCCGGCUUUGUUACAGACAGAUUAGUUGCCAGGGCGAGCAAAAAUUCUAAAAGCAGUCCUCGGUUUCCAUGGUUCAUGUUCAUGGAGGCAGUCAACCUCAUGUCAAUCCACAUCUUCAGAAGUCUGGUCACCAUAGAAACAAAUAAAGUGUUGAUUCUUACCAUUGGUUUCCUGUUUGGUGUUGCUCAGUAUGGAGCCUUCUCUGUGUACGGUGUAGUGGCCAUAGAGAACGCACCUGUUCAUUUGUCUGGAACCUCCCAUGCCUUUGCUGCCAUGGCCUGCAAUGUUGGCGUUCUGAUGGCAGGUUACCCACUGACCUACAUAGCAGAGAGGUUUGACUGGUCCGUAGUGCUGAUGUGUCUGGAGGCCAUGUCGCUAACCAGUCUAAUGAUUCUAGUAGCUGCCAGAAAAGUGGAGGCUAGGAUUGGAAAGCCAUCAAUUAAAGUGGAGUGACAUGAUUGCGGGUAAUUUAUAAACAGUGGUUGGUACUGUCCUUUUUCUAUCAGUGUUGUUGUUUAUUCCGUCACAAUUUAAUCAAAUUGGUUUCAUGUUAAUGACAAAAAAUUGUAUGUUUGAGAGCUUUUUUUUACCGAGAGCAGUUAAAGCCCACCGCACACGAGAACGACAUGCUGAGCGAAACGUCAUCAAGGCCGUUUGCUCAGCACGUAAAUGUAGAUCUCAAAAUAUUCCCGUGUGCGAUGAGUUUUUGCUGAGUUUCUGCCUCUCGAGGCCGUGAGGCAGAUCCUGUUUGUUUUUUGUUGUUGUUUUGUUUGCCUUGCAAGGUGAAAAACUCACCUCGUGGUAAAACCUGAGCUAUGUGAUAUCGUUUUUUCAAUUUCUUCUAAAGCCUGCUGGUGUUUGUUUUUGUCCCUGUUGUUAAAAUCAUGCGACCGACAAACAAGGAUAACCUGGCCACAACUCAACCAGCUUGCCCUCUAAAAUAUAGUUGAAGACAAAGUAACUGACUCUCAGCUUUCGAUUGGGGCCGCCAUCUUGAAAUCUCGUGACCAGAGUAUGUGCUUUCAUUGGUUAGUUAAUUUUUUAGCUCAGCACAUAGCUCAGGUUGACCUCACAAGAUAGGCGAAAAAAAUCAAAAUUUGCCUCAUGGCCUUGCGAGGCAGAAAACUCAGCGAAAAUUCACCGCAGACAGAGAUGUUUUGUGAGCUACCGUACGUGCUGAGCAAAUGGCUUCGAAAGACUUGUUGCUCAGCAUGUAGUGAGGAUUUUGCAGGUCUUGGGAAGGUCAAGAGAGAUGCAACCUUUAUCAUGAAACGUUGUGAUGAUAAUUGGGGCUCUCUCAAACAAUUGGUGUUGAUAAAAUGUGAGACCUGCCCCAAAGAAACCCGGACACAGUUGCAGAAGUAGUUUUUGCACAAAGGCCAUGUGAAGUCAUUUUGGGGUGGAACAGACCAAUUAGAUGUUUUCAGAUUUUCUGAAUCAGUAAAUAUAAAUUUACAACCUCCCGAAAUAUUUACUAGAAUCCAUCAAGCAGAAGUGUAUUUUUCGGUUGAUUCAAUGAAGUCAAAAGCAGAAUUUCAUGAGUAUAUGUAUAUUCAGUAUUCAGUAAGAAGUUUUUAACAUUGACGUAUAGAUGUAACUUUUACUCGCAGUAAGUAUUCAAAAAAUUCAAGCCUUAAAUGUGCAACUCAAGCUUGCAAUCAACAAUUUGUCUUUUGCUUUUUGGGUCUGUCCACACUAACGGUUACAAAAGUGUGACAUUUAGAGGGAACCAUGGACAGGAGUCGAUAUAUGAAGUAAUACGUUAAGUUUUCCAUCAUUCUUCAUCCUAUAUCUUGGUGAGAACAUUACCCACGAACAAGUUUGAUAAAUUUCUCAGGUUUCGAGAAAUUACAGAGGAUUAUCUUCAAGAUUUAACGUUCAUAACAUGGACAGACAUUUCAUUUUUAAGUGGUGGGAAGCAGUUAAUAAAAUACAUGAAUUAUCCCAAAUUUGUUCCUAAUGUAAAGCUAUCCAUUUAUCCAUUGAGAGAUUGUCACUGGCCAAUCUCAGGUUAAACCUCUAGAUAUUUUUAACUACAGGGUGGGCACAUCUUCAAGACUUCAUGUUCAUAACAGGGACAGAAAUUGUGUCACAAAUUUCUGUUCAUUUUAUGAACAUGUAUCAAGUCGCAUCAUAAUUUCAUAAAUACUUAACAGGUUGCUUUAAUGUUGAAUGAUACUAAUUCUUCAUUGAAUGUGUACUAUAAAUGGAACAUGGGUGGGAUUUAUUAUGAAAAGAACAUAUAGUAUGAAUCAAGAGUGCCCGUCCAUGUUAUGAACAUUAUCCUACAUUUCAUCUUGAAGAUGGCCGAGUAAUUUCCUACAUAUCCAGUGAAUCAGCCUUAUUAUUUUAUCAGUGCAAUCACGAAUAAUACAGGAAUGUUAAAAAAAAAAAAAAAUCUUAGCAAAAAAACAGCUUUGAAAUCCACCUCCCAUGUCUCACCCAUAAAGUUACAAGUUGUAACUGUUAGUGCCGACAGACCCUUUUCCUUUUUUCUUAAAUUACCCGCAAUCAGUGAUUCUGUUCGUGUCAUGUUCUUCUUUUGUAAUCGUUUGUAUGUUUUUGUCUAAUUUUGUAAUUUUUCAUUUGAUUCUAUUCCAAUAUUGUGCAAUGCAUUAAUUCUUCUGAAAUAUAAAAAAAAAAUCAGGUGCUACUUCAAUAUCUUUGUGAUAAUUAAGAGUAAGUGUUAUGAAUGUGGAAAAGGUAAUCUAGAAAUGUUCACUAUGAAACCUUGAAAGGCAUGUACAUGUAGAUGUAGGAUCAUUUAAAUAAUCUCAAACGUAACCCACCAAAUUGCUAUCAAGAACCUUACUUGGAUUAAAGAUCGAACUGGUACUAAACACCCUGUGAAAUUA
Messenger RNA from Patiria miniata (bat star), 3881 nucleotides. It is a transcript of the gene slc37a4, whose product is annotated as glucose-6-phosphate exchanger SLC37A4-like. The record is from RefSeq and is a predicted model, not a curated record. Gene Ontology annotation, cellular component: endoplasmic reticulum membrane. NCBI's taxonomy places the organism in Eukaryota, Metazoa, Echinodermata, Asteroidea, Valvatida, Asterinidae. Bases 166 to 1479 code for a protein of 437 amino acids. Gene Ontology annotation, molecular function: glucose 6-phosphate:phosphate antiporter activity. Gene Ontology annotation, biological process: phosphate ion transmembrane transport; glucose-6-phosphate transport. The transcript is spliced from 10 exons.